This is a messenger RNA of Adelges cooleyi (spruce gall adelgid), 1454 nucleotides long. It is a transcript of the gene YL-1, whose product is annotated as vacuolar protein sorting-associated protein 72 homolog. The transcript has 3 exons. Lineage: Eukaryota; Metazoa; Arthropoda; Insecta; Hemiptera; Adelgidae. Gene Ontology annotation, cellular component: nucleus. The record is from RefSeq and is a predicted model, not a curated record. Gene Ontology annotation, biological process: chromatin remodeling; regulation of DNA-templated transcription. The coding region runs from base 268 to 1188 and encodes 306 amino acids. Gene Ontology annotation, molecular function: ATP-dependent H2AZ histone chaperone activity.
AGUUCACAUUUUACAGCUGCAGCGGUGUUCUGUGAUUGAAUGUGUUUCGUGUUUGUGUAUUAAUUUGUACACUUUUGUUAGUUACUUUAGUCACUUUUGAUAGUUUUUUCACAAUACUUAUUUGUAUUGUGUUCUAUAAUACAAAACCAUACAAUUAGUUGCUAUAUUUAUAACUAGCACAAUAAUAAAGUAUAGUGUAUUUUAAAUACUAAACAACCAUUUCAGGAAUAUUGUUUAGCAGCAAUUGUUAUAACAAGUUUGCAGAUAAUGGCUGCGACCAGGGAACGUCGUGCUAAUGCUGGAAACAAACUAGCACGUUUGCUAGAUGAAGAAGAAGAGGACGACUUCUAUAAGACUACCUAUGGCGGUUUCAAUGAAGAAGAACAAGACAACGAUUUUCAUUUUGUAGAUGAAGACGUACCAGAUGAAGUUGAUUCCGAUUUUAGUAUUGAUGAAAACGAUGAAGUCAUAUCUGAUAACGAAGAAGAAGAAAAACCAAAAAAAAACCAAAACAGAUAUCAAGAACCAAAAGCCCCAAAGCCUGUUCAGCAAAAAGAAACACCUAAAAGGAAACGAUCCAGAACAGAGAAAGUCGCUGAAACCUCGUAUGAACGUAAAUCUAUUAGACAAUCUACGGCCGUUAAAUCUCAAGAAACAAUUGAGCGCAUUAAAGAACGUCGUCGCAAAAUUAAACGUAUCAAGCCUAUGCCCCCGGAAGAAAUGCCUUCUCAACAAAAACUAUUGGAAGAGGCAAAAGAAACCGAAUUGGAAAAUUUAAAAUCACUAGAAAAAUUCGAAAAAUUAGAAUUGGCAAAAAAACAAACUCGUGUCAAGCACCGUGUAUUCUAUACAGGCACAAUAAAGUUCCACAGUAAAUCCGUACCAUUUGCUGGCGGAGAUGAAGAUACCGUAAAUAUUGAGACUGAUGAUCAAGAAGACAAACGGGAAAGUCGAGACGUUUUCGAACGUACUACGUUGACAAUUAACGAUUACGAAGAAGCAAAACGUUUAUUUCCAAAAAAAGUAGCAAUACCCCCUAAAUCGCCAAGAAAGUGUGUAUUCACCGGAGAAUAUGCUAGGUAUGUUGAUCCACUCACUGGUCAUCCUUAUAAAAAUCAAAAAGUAUUUUCUAUACUGAGAUCCGUGUACUCAAUGCAUUUUGAUGAAGUGCUAGCGAAGAAAAAGUAACCUAAUGUUGUAUCAUAUUUUAGUGAUUUCAUUUUUGAUCAACAAUAAAAAUAGAAUAUUUUUCAUAUUUUAUAAAUAAUUAACAAUCAAAUGUUAAAAAUGAAAUGUGGAAAUUUAAAUUGACUUUGAGCCAACACUGAUUAUAAAUAUUGUUGUUAUAAUAUUUUUCAUUUCUAAGUUAUUUUUAUUAUUUUGUUUUUUGUAUUGUAGUCAUUACGAUAAAAUAUUGAAUAUUUUCAUUGCCGAUAAUUUGUUGUUUUUUUUUU